AUGCAGUUCCGCACUUCCCUCGUCGCCGCCGCCUCUCUUUUCGCGGCCGCCAACGCCCGCAUCUACGGCAUUGCCUUUCCCGAGACCGUGAAGGCAGGCGACCAAGUUAAUGCCAUUGUCGAGACCGAGAACUACAUCCAGUCCGUCCAAGAUAUCGCCAUCGCCUUCGGUAUUGCCCCUGAGGCUACCGCAUACCCUGGCACUCUCUCGACUGUGCUGGGUUCCUUCUACCUCGGCCCUGAAAAGUCCAACAUUCUCGAAAACAUCACCGAGACAGUCACCAUCCCCGCCGACCUUGUCGCUGGAAAGUACGUCGUAGCCGCUGGCCUUUACAGCUUGUACGGCGCCUCGUCCGGCCCGACUCUCACCAACUACAACGUCACCAUCACCGUCAGCAACUCUACCAGCCAGAACUAUGUCAGCAGCAGCAGGUUUUAA
Molecule: messenger RNA, 438 nt
Organism: Colletotrichum truncatum
Lineage: Eukaryota; Fungi; Ascomycota; Sordariomycetes; Glomerellales; Glomerellaceae
Source: RefSeq, a predicted model, not a curated record